Messenger RNA from Egretta garzetta (little egret), 4326 nucleotides. RefSeq names its product galactosylceramidase (gene GALC). The record is from RefSeq and is a predicted model, not a curated record. Gene Ontology annotation, biological process: galactosylceramide catabolic process. Bases 1 to 1860 code for a protein of 619 amino acids. NCBI's taxonomy places the organism in Eukaryota, Metazoa, Chordata, Aves, Pelecaniformes, Ardeidae. Gene Ontology annotation, cellular component: lysosome. The transcript has 17 exons. Gene Ontology annotation, molecular function: galactosylceramidase activity.
AUGGCGGCCACAUCUAGACUCCUGGUGAAUUACAAAGAACCUUAUCGCUCCCAGAUUUUAGAUUAUCUGUUCAAGCCAAAUUUUGGUGCUUCUUUGCAUAUCCUGAAAGUAGAGAUUGGAGGUGACGGACAAUCAACAGAUGGCACUGAACCCUCCCAUAUGCACUAUGAAAAUGAUGAGAACUACUUCCGGGGUUAUGAAUGGUGGCUGAUGAAAGAAGCUAAAAAGAGGAACCCCAAAAUUAAACUGAUUGGAUUACCUUGGACAUUUCCAGCAUGGAUAGGGAAGGGUGAAAACUGGCCCUAUGACUAUCCAGAUGUCACCGCUUACUAUAUUGUUUCUUGGAUAUUAGGAGCUAAACAGUAUCAUGAUUUGGACAUUGAUUACAUUGGGAUAUGGAAUGAAAGGGCAUUUAAUAGCAAAUAUAUUAAGGUACUUCGACAAUCUUUGGACAGACUGGGUCUAAGGAACAUUGGCAUCAUCGCUGCGGAUGGAGAUUGGAACAUUUCAAAGGAGAUGAUAGUUGAUCCCUAUCUUAAUGAUGCUGUUGAGGUAGUCGGGGCUCACUAUCCUGGAACAAAAACAGUGCCAAAUGCCUUAUUAACUAAGAAGAAGCUGUGGUCUUCAGAAGAUUACAGUACUUUCAAUGAUGAAGUAGGUGCAGGCUGCUGGGCUCGGAUCCUGAACCAAAACUAUGUGAAUGGGAACAUGACCUCAACCAUUGCAUGGAACUUGGUGGCUAGUUAUUAUGAAGAGCUGCCCUUUGGUAGAUGUGGAUUAAUGACAGCACAAGAGCCGUGGAGUGGCCACUACAAAGUAGAAGCUCCUAUCUGGAUUACAGCACACACAACACAAUUUACUCAGCCAGGCUGGUCAUACUUGCAAGUAGAUGGACACUUAGAAGGAGGUGGCAGUUUUGUAGCACUGACAGAUGGCCUAGGAAACCUUACCAUCAUCAUUGAAACUAUGACCCAUAAUCACUCUCAGUGUAUCAGGCCUCCACUGCCUCAUUUCAGUGUGACACCUCAGAGAGCAACUUUCUACCUUAAAGGGUCAUUUUGUAUGGUGGAAACACUUCAAGUGUGGCAUUCUAGACUUGGUUUUGAGUCUGGAAACUCUAGUCUUUUCCAGCAACUCCAUCCUGUAAAGGUGUGGAAGGGAAGUUUUUCUUUAGAUCUAAACGUGGAUGAAGUCUACACUUUAACCACACUCAAGACAGGGCAGAAAUGUGGUUGUCCAGAGCCUCCACCACCUCAGCCCUUUCCUUCAAAUUACAAAGAUGAUUUCAAUAUUCGUAAUCCACCUUUCAGUGAAGCCCCAAAUUUUGCAGAUCAGACAGGUGUAUUUGAAUACUUUGUAAAUGCUUCUGACCCAGGAGAUCAUGUGUUCACGCUCCGCCAGGUGGUGGUUCAGCGACCCAUCACUUGGGCAUCUGAUGCAGACCAGACCAUCAGUGUCAUAGGAAAUUUUCGGUGGGUAAACGUGACAGUCACUUGUGACAUCUACAUAGAAAACCAACGUGAUGGGGGUGUGUUUAUUGCAGGAAGAGUUGACAAUGGUGGGAUAUAUGUUCGACGUACCAAAGGAGUAUUCUUCUGGGUUUUUGCAGAUGGCACCUACAGAGUCACUGGUGACCUAGCCGGAGAAGAAAUAUUAAUGAAGGGACUUUCUGGUGUCCGGGAUAAUGUGUGGCACACACUUACUCUCAACAUUCAGGGCACUUCUGCCUCAGGACUCUUAAAUGGUUAUCCACUCUGGGAGAACGUCACCAUUUCUAAACCAAGCAAUGGCUGGGCUGCUAUUGGAACUCGCUCGUUUGAGUUUGCACAGUUUGACAACUUUCAUGUUGAAGCCAGCUGAGGUGGCUUUUGGAUUUGGAGAACCCAGUUCUCAUAUUACUUUGAAUAAGAGCCAGUUCAAACUUUGAGGACAGCUUUGCUGAGAUUGAUCUGCUGGCAAGGAGUCUGAAUUCUGUCCUUAUUACUUGUUAAAGGUUUAUUUGAGUAGGCAUCAACAUGACUGUAACUUUAUCCCCUGGUUGCUAUGGGAUUUUUGCCCUUCAAUUUUGGGGGCUAAAUUUUAGUUCAAGGUAAUGAUGAAAACAAAAUAAUGGAUUUAAAUCUCACUUAAUAACAACAUCUUAACUGCUCAACUUUCUCUUAAGAUAACUUUAGAAGUUAACAGAAGACCAGAGGCAUCUCAGGUUGCAUUUUUAACAUUUACAUGAUUGUGUCCAUUCCUUUCACUCUGAAAGAAAGAAUUAAAUGCCUUAUGAGCCAGUGCCCUCAUAUUUAUGUAGGUCUGUCAUUCCUAAAUUUCAUUUGGAUGAAGUUCCUAGUUUUUCUGUAGUAAAAAAAUGUUGUUUUGUCUGUUUUGCUGCUAUAGUCUGAAGCUAGACAUUACAGUACUCCAAGUGCAUUUGAUUACUUCUUCCUGAUUGCUUCUUCCAACUUUCAUUGCCAGCCUUAAAAUAGAUCAUAUUUUCAGUGGAAUGGAAAUGUGCCUUGUGGCUGAUCAGGCAGUGCAGGUUGUGCCUUACUUCUAAACUACCUCCUCUUUCCAAUGAAAGGGUUGAAAUGGACAAAAAGAUACCAUAACUUGAAGUUUGCUAAUGAUAGCUUUGUGGGUUUUUUUGCAUGGUGCAAAGAAUAAAAACUUUGCGUCAUGGAUGCUGGCAAGCAGAGUGCUUACUUUUGUGUCAGUCACAUUUGGAACAACUGGCCUUUUGUUCCUAGAAACUUGGGCAACCAUCUCUCACUCUUGAUGGAUCUAAAGCUUAGAGCAGAAAAUAAUUAAAGCAUAACAAUGCUAUUUAGCUUAAUAAAUUCCUGUAGCACAGAGGAAAUAUGGAUACUAUUGCAUCCUGGUAUAAAAGUAAAAAAAUAGUCUUUACCCUUAUGAGCUUGUAAUCUUUUCAUAAGGUAAGUGACAGCAGGUGGAUGCAGACAGAAUUGUUUGGUGCUCCAGGCAGUGGUAUUGACACAAUAGCGUCUGUUUUUAAACUUUUCCUAGGCAUCAUGGAAUAAAGCUCAGAGGGAGGAAUUUCAAAUCUUCGGGAAAGGAGGGAUUCUGUUUUGCUGUUGCUUCACUGGUUUUUGUUUUUUUUUCCAAGUUAUUGUGCUACAAAAAAAAAAUUAAUUGAGAAUAAUGAGGUGCUCAAUGGGAUUUUCAUCAUACACAUUCCAAAUUCAGUUGGCUUCUGAAUUUUUCUUGUUUGCUUUUGGUCAGUUUGAAUGAAGAUGGUGUCUAUUGCCAUAACAAAACGUGCAUCCUGUGUCUGUCUACUUCUCACAUUCACAUCCUAUUUAAUUGACAAGCAAGGAGUUCCACAGACUUGAUAGGGCACCAAUAGCUGUAUGAGGCAAUAUCUUAUCCUGAGAAACAGAUUUGCAGUAUACUUCGAUUUAUACAGAUUAUUUUUCUGAUCCGCUCUAUUUUGAAGCCUGAUUCCUGUAAGUGUUAACUUCAGUCUUCGAAGUUCUCAUCUAAUAUAGAGCUAAUGUAAUAUGAAUCAUUACUGGAAAAGUUUUAUAAAGGUUAUCUUCCAAAUUAGCUUUUGGAGAAGAGAUCUCAAAAUUGCAACUCUAAUAGGUAAAAAUGUUUUAUCUGUUAGCUAUUAUACUGAUACUGCUAUUGAUUGGUUAUGAAUCAUUUAUACGUGCAAGUUUCAAACCUGCUAGUAACCUUGAAAAACGGUCCAAACACUAAACUUUAAAACUCUUGUAGAAGGCUUCCAAAUAUUAAGUAACUAUUUAUUUAACAGGGUGAAAAAUGAAAGCCAUUUUCCCAUUUCAGUUUCAUUUGAUGGUUGAAGUAUGGAUGUGAAUAUGUUCAUUAUUUGCUUGAUUUCAGAAGGCUUGUCACUGGCAACUCCAGAUGUGAAGGAAUCUAAUUUUACGUCCUCAUAUUCAAGUAAUGUGAGCAUAGGGGAAGUAGUUCUGAAAAUUAACUUAUUUUAGCUGUGAUGGAUUUUUGUGGUAGGAUACUUCUUGGAGACUUCCUGGUAGCUUAUGUGGCUGCAAGCAGUGUUUGUGUAAGGGAGAGGUCAGCAAUGAUGCAAUUAUUCCAAAGGAGUUGUCCAGUUUUUUCUACCUUUUAAUGCACUAGUGUAAUAAACGGUACUGUUAUACUGUGUACUAAACACAAGGUAUUUUAUCACUGGAAGUGUUGUUUUGUUUUUUUUUCUAAUCUUAAUUUAUAAUGCUAGAGGAUUAAAUUGUUAUGAACAGAGUAAGUGAUUUAAUGGUGAUAUAAUGUUAUUCAUCUUUAUAUGUCUGCAAUUCUUCACCCUUCAGCAGGCUGUAAUAAGUUUGGCAAUAACAAGCU